AUGACGCAGAAGUAUAUGAUGCUGUGGACGAGAAUGGAGAUGCCGCUCGUGGCCAUGUUCCCGAACUCCACCACCCGCGUCUUGGCCGGCGCCUGGAACAGCAGCCCCGGUGACAGUAGAAUGAACAUCACCACCGCCACGAUAAUCGGUCCCCAGUCCAUAGCCAUCUCUCUCUCUCUCUCUCUCUCUCUCUCCCGCUAGUCGGUUGUGGAUGGCAGGCGUAGGGGAGGGAUAAUGGGAGGCUCUUAAGGAGGAAGGAAUACGAAGCUUGGAGGGUGUGCAAGGGAGGGGAGAGGGUAAAGGAGAACCAGGUGGGAAGGACGCGCCUCUGAGCUCGGUGGUAAUGACCCUCGUUAGUGCUCUUUAGUGACGAAGCUGUAGCAUACUUGCGCAGAAGGCAACGGCCAUGUCGGCAAAGACGAUCUUAGUGGGAAGGAACCAUUGUACAGAUUGAGAGAGAGAGAGAGAGAGAGGAGCUUUAAGGAAAGUUAGGAUAGAGAGAGAAGCAAGGGAUGGCUAACGUCGGUCAACAUAAUCAACGGCAAAUACAUAGCCGAGCCGACCUCAUAAGGGCCCGGCCCAGUUUUUUCCACAAUUGCGCCUGA
This is a messenger RNA of Spirodela intermedia, 605 nucleotides long. NCBI's taxonomy places the organism in Eukaryota, Viridiplantae, Streptophyta, Magnoliopsida, Alismatales, Araceae. The record is from the annotation of a GenBank genome assembly.